AUGGGCUCCCUUCCAUUUUUCAAGAGACGAUUCGGCUGUCCCAGUGUCAUCAUUAUCGCCGGCCUCCUCUCCAUCCUCCUCAUCGCCACACUCGUCUCGAGACCAACCUAUCUCGACCGUCUACCACAUGUCUUGCCGUCAAUAGAGGAACACCUGCCUAGCUUUGGCGACAGGAAGAGCAAUGGCGCCCAAAAUAAUAAGGCGGGCAAGAAGGGGAACUUAGCACCCGUCUCGAAAAAGAAUAGGGGAUGGAAGUUCAACUCGACCCGCGACGCCAACAGCUUCUCCCUCGACUCGGAGCAGUGUAACAUGGCCUUUCCUGGUCUGUUUGACGAAAUUUGGCGUGGCGUCGAAGCCCAGAAAGCGGCCGGGAAUAUUACUCCCGAGCAGCUCAACAUCUCUGAUCGCGAUAGGGGAGCGCUGCGGGGAAUGAUUGUGAACCAGCAGCUCUACGUCCUCCAAGAGACCGUCUUGGAAAACGAAUACGACACCUCGCGCGCUGUCGCCAUAUUACACGCCAUCCACAGGGCCAUAGUAACAUCCCCUGAACCGCUGCCCAACAUCGAGUUUGCCCUGACUGUGGCCGACGUUGUGCCUGACCCUGACGAACAUAAUUACCCCAUUUGGGGACUCACACGCAAAGCUGAAGAUAAGGAGAUCUGGCUAAUGGGAGAUUUUGGCUACUGGAGUUGGCCGUUGGACCUGGUAGGAGCGUACCACGACGUACGACGAGAGAUUACCGAGUCAGAGCUACCGUUUGAAAAGAAGACGAAACAGGCUGUAUGGAGAGGAGCUGUGGCCACCAACGGCCACCGCGAGGAGCUAAUCAAAGUUACGGAGAAGAAGGACUGGGCGGAUGUGCGAGCCAUUGUUUGGGCAGGUAUGAGUGACCUCGUGUCAGAGGAUCAGGCGAAGGCGUUGUCCAUGCCCGAGCACUGCAAAUACCAAUUUGUUAUCCAUACAGAAGGACACAGCUAUUCAGGUCGGGGAAAGUAUCUCCAAAACUGCAACUCAGUUGUAAUAAUGCAUAAAAGAAAGUGGAUCGAGCCGCACCACGGGCUCCUAGUAGCCGAAGGCGACAAACAAAAUUUCGUCGAAGUGGCCGAGGACUUUUCAGACCUGGAAACAAAGGUUACCGCCUUGCUCGCCGAUCCAGCGAGAGCAAAGAAGAUUGCCCAGAACGGCGUCGACACAUUCAGGGAUCGUUAUUUGACACCAGCAUCGCAGGCGUGCUACUGGCGCGAGCUGCUCCGGGGCUGGGCGUCUGUGAGCUUUGAACCAAAGUUCUGGAAGCUCGAUCCGAAGACGGGCACGAAGAAGCUUAGGGGCGUGCCAUUCGAGACUUUUGUAGUACAAUCCAUAAUGGUGCAGCCGGCGCCGGCAAAGUGUAAAUGGUUGGGAAGGUUUUUGGGCCAGUGUUAA
Molecule: messenger RNA, 1422 nt
Organism: Pochonia chlamydosporia 170
Lineage: Eukaryota; Fungi; Ascomycota; Sordariomycetes; Hypocreales; Clavicipitaceae
Exons: 4
Coding region: 1-1422 (473 amino acids)
Source: RefSeq, a predicted model, not a curated record